UAGAAAACAGGCGAAUGACGUCACAGUACAGACGGAGCCCCAGCCAUCGGCAGUCAGUGACGUUAUAGUACAGACGGAGCCCCAGCCAUCGGCAGUCAGUGACGUCACGGUACAGACGGAGCCCCAGCCACCGGCAGACAGUGAUACCACAGUGCUGAGAGAGGCGCUAAGGACCGUGACGACGUUCGACGCUCCGUCAGCCCUUGGCGAGGAUCAGCUGACGGCGCUUCUGCAGAGUCUUCCCCGCUUGGAGGAGCUGACCGUCAGGGUGCCGUCCUUCGGAACGGGGCGGUGGCUGCGGCUGCUGCCGACGUCACUGAGGACGCUAUACGUUGCCGGGCCGGAGGUGACGAAGCCGAGGUGGCCGGGACGGUACGGGAGUGGUCUGUCGGUAUCUCUCCAGGGGGUGGCUGCAGACACCAUCAGUCACCUGGCCACGGAGCUGGGGUCACGGAUUACCCUACUAGUCACGGAUGCACAAAUGACUACUAUCCCAAGUCAGCUUCGUGGUGCUAUCAUCAGGGUGGGCCCAAACACUAUCAUCCUUCCGGCCGGAGUCGGUGACAGCGAGCUGACGGAGCUGCGGAGCUCACGGGAGACUGUGAAGCGGCUGUCAGUUUCUGCCGCCGACCUCCCGCGACUGAGGGGGCAGCUGCCAGAGGGCCUCAGGUUCUUCAAUGUCAGAGGGCCGGAGGUGACGGAGCCGAGGUGGCCGGUAUGGGACGAGGAUGAUGAUCUGUCAGUGUCGCUCCAGGGGGUGGCUGCCGACACCAUCAGUCCCCUGGCUGACCUGGGACGGACGGUCACACGACUGGAGAUAUACGAUUGUACUGAUCACACGGCCGGCAGCCUGGAGCCCCUCACCAGGUGCACUGGGCUGGAGCGCCUAUCAGUCUCCGCCGCCGACCUCCCGCGACUGAGGGGACAGCUGCCGGAGGGCCUCAGGUGCCUCAAUGUCAGAGGGCCGGAGGUGACGAAGCCGAGGUGGCCAGUACGGUCCCAGUGGGGCGGUCUGUCAGUGUCGCUCCAGGGGGUGGCUGCCGACACCAUCAGUCACCUGGCUGACCUGCGACGGACGGUCAGACUACUGGAGAUAUACGUUGGCUGA
Amphibalanus amphitrite is the source of this 1108-nucleotide messenger RNA. RefSeq lists its product as uncharacterized. The transcript has 7 exons. Bases 482 to 1108 code for a protein of 208 amino acids. The record is from RefSeq and is a predicted model, not a curated record. NCBI's taxonomy places the organism in Eukaryota, Metazoa, Arthropoda, Thecostraca, Balanomorpha, Balanidae.